AUAUGGCCAGGUAAUUAAUAUAUAUCACUAUAAAUAGAGCGCAAAUCUGUAGCAGAAAGUUAUAAACUGUUUAAUGCAGAUUUCGUCAAAAACAAACAAAAGAAGAAGAAGAGUGAACUAUCAACUUACCAGGAAGAAGACAUGGGAAGCGAGUACGAGGAGGCGAUUGCAGCUUUGUCCAAGCUUCUCAGUGAAAAAGCUGAUCUCGGAAGUGUUGCCGCCGCGAAAAUCAAGCAGAUAACGGCCGAUUUAGAGGCAGCUGGGAGUUCCGACGCGGAUAACCGGAUCAAAACCGGUUUCAAUCAUUUCAAGACAGAAAAAUUCGAGAAAAAUCCUGAUCUGUACGGUACACUUGCCAAAGGCCAAAGCCCGAAGUAUAUGGUAUUUGCAUGCUCGGACUCUCGGGUGUGUCCGUCCCACAUACUGGAUUUCCAACCAGGGGAAGCUUUUAUGGUUCGAAACAUUGCCAGCAUGGUCCCGCCCUAUGACAAGAAAAAAUACACCGGAGUUGGUGCUGCUAUUGAAUAUGCAGUCCUGCAUCUAAAGGUGGAGAAUAUUGUGGUUAUUGGGCACAGUUGCUGUGGAGGUAUCAAAGGGCUCAUGUCUAUCCCCGAUGAUGGAACCACUGCUAGUGAUUUUAUAGAAGAUUGGGUUAGCAUCUGCUUAGCUGCAAAGACCAAGGUGAAAUCCGAAUGCAAUGAGAUGAGUUUCCAAGAACUAUGCGAGCACUGCGAGAAGGAAGCAGUGAAUGUAUCUUUGGGGAACCUAUUGACAUAUCCAUUUGUUAGAGAGGCAUUGGUGAAGAAAACCCUUAUGUUGAAAGGCGCACACUAUGAUUUUGUCAAUGGGAACUUCGACCUUUGGAAUCUCAACUUCCAAAUCGCUCCCACUUUAGCUUUGUGAGCAUUUUUAUUUCAACUUGUCGCAUACAAUAAGGUUAGUGGUUGGCUCAUUAUGUUGGACUCAACAAGGAAAAUAAUGUAUUGAGUCGAGUCAGCCCGAGUUUGCAUGUCGCAGAACAUGUUAUAGUUCUAUUUAUUUAU
Molecule: messenger RNA, 1043 nt
Organism: Hibiscus syriacus
Lineage: Eukaryota; Viridiplantae; Streptophyta; Magnoliopsida; Malvales; Malvaceae
Product: carbonic anhydrase 2-like
Exons: 9
Coding region: 142-903 (253 amino acids)
Biological process (GO): carbon utilization
Molecular function (GO): zinc ion binding; carbonate dehydratase activity
Source: RefSeq, a predicted model, not a curated record